Molecule: messenger RNA, 1857 nt
Organism: Necator americanus (New World hookworm)
Lineage: Eukaryota; Metazoa; Nematoda; Chromadorea; Rhabditida; Ancylostomatidae
Exons: 15
Coding region: 1-1857 (618 amino acids)
Biological process (GO): nuclear envelope organization; negative regulation of BMP signaling pathway
Molecular function (GO): chromatin DNA binding; RNA binding
Source: RefSeq, a predicted model, not a curated record
AUGAAGGACGUUGCUUUGCUUUCCGACAGCGAACUUCGUGAUGAACUUACAAAAUAUAAUGUUAAUAUUGGUCCUGUAAGUGGCACCACACGUUCACUGUAUGAGAAAAAACUGCUGAAGUUGAGGAAGCAGGGACCUCCGAAAACAGCUACGGUCACGCCUACGAUAACUAAGCUCUCUUCUCCUACGAAGCGUCCUGUCUCAAAAUCGCCCUCUCGAACAACUUCAACAACAAGAAACUCAACUUUGUCUAGCCGCCGCAAGUUGAAUCGUUCAGAAAGCGAAGACGGUUCAGACGAAGAUGCAUCAGAGACAGUAUCAUAUACUAGAGUUAUCACCUCAACUCCAGAACCUCCUCGUGAAGACACACCGCCUGCACCACCAUCUCCAUCCAAACAAGUGACAAGAUCUAGCGAGAGACGUACAUAUACAAGCUCAUCCUUCUCUUCCUCAUCUUUACCUCGUCCAACAGCUCAAAUUGUUCCUGGUUAUCGCACUGAUCGUCCUGGAGCGACUCCACCAAGAAAAGCUGCCUUGCCGAAGACACCUCCACGUCCGUCUUCUACACACGUUACAACAACAGCAUCAUAUACUAUUGCUGGUGACUCUUCGCUUGAUCGCAGUGGGCUGUUUGACCGAACUAAUAGAAGUGUGUAUGGAACAACUACCCCUAUUGGUUCUCGAGGACUCCUAGAUCUUGGUAACACUACUGGUGAAGAAGAUGACGACGAGGAGGACGGCCAGGAAUCAAGCCGCAUAGUGUACACCACGAAAACUAGUGGUCCAGAAAGGCGUUCACCGUUGAGAAAAGCUUGGGAUCAGCUGCUUGGAUAUGACUUCAAGGCCGGAAAGGUGCCAGGAUCUCAGUAUGAGCUUCGCCAUGGAUCCACUAAAACUCGUGUUGAGCGUGAUCCUCGCACCGGUCGAAUUCGUGUCCAACAACAAAGUGUUGGAAGGGAUGUUUCGACCAUACUGAUGAUAGUGCUCACAAUUUUCUUCCUCAUUUUGGCAAUGGCCUACGUUGGAACUGCGCGACAGGAAGUGCUAGCAGCGACUGCUCACACUGUCUCUGGUGCCAUUCGCGAUACUGUUGCGUUCUUCUACAUGUAUGCGAUUGUGCCGAGCUUCGUUUUGUUAGGAGUCGCUGCAGUAGUAUUAGCUGUUUACUUCGGACAUAAAAAGUGGACACAACUCAAAGAGCAAGAAGAGGCAGCAUUCUACGAUCUGGUCGACAAAAUCUUAGAUGUGGUACGUGAAUCUACUGGGAAUGGAGAAGAUUAUAUUUCCAUCCCUCAUGUUCGAGAUAUAAUGUUCCCACCAGCGAAGAGAAGAGGAGCGGAAUUAGCCCGAUGGGAACGUGCUGUCGACUUUAUCAAUGCGAACGAGUCGCGGAUCGCAACAGAGACUCGCGUGCUUCGUGGUGGUCAAGAAUGCGACGUAUGGAGAUGGAUUCCGGCUAAGCGUACCGGUUGGCAGGGAUCGGCAUUCGCUCCACCUCCUGGCAUGAGUAUGUCAUCUUCGAAAGUGUUGUCUCCAAACAUUCCAACUGAGGCACUAACUCGAUGUUUGAAGAUCAGAGACAUGUUUGGCAAGGAGGAGUUUGAGGAAAAGGAAGUCGACGUGGAAGGAAUCACACAAGCAUUAAAGGACAAAGUGUAUCCAGUUGUUCCACUACAUAUUGGUGUCGACGUAAAUUCAUCCGAAGGUGUUGCCUUUAUGAAACUAGCCAACAAAGAUGAUGCUAAGGCUGCCUUUACUGCUCUACAUGGAGUAUGGUACAGCGGUAGACUGGUGAGCGUGAAAUACCUACGAGAUCGACGCUACGCUGAACGCUAUCCGGAGACCGCCCAUUUCUAA